Dipodomys spectabilis (banner-tailed kangaroo rat) is the source of this 1116-nucleotide messenger RNA. RefSeq names its product neuropeptide S receptor 1 (gene Npsr1). The transcript has 9 exons. Gene Ontology annotation, biological process: neuropeptide signaling pathway; positive regulation of release of sequestered calcium ion into cytosol. The record is from RefSeq and is a predicted model, not a curated record. Gene Ontology annotation, molecular function: vasopressin receptor activity; neuropeptide receptor activity. Bases 1 to 1116 code for a protein of 371 amino acids. Lineage: Eukaryota; Metazoa; Chordata; Mammalia; Rodentia; Heteromyidae. Gene Ontology annotation, cellular component: cytoplasm; membrane.
AUGCCAGCCAGCUUCCCAGAGGGCAGCUCCUUGUCCACCUGGACGGUGCCAGGCCCAGAUCCUUCCUUGAUGGCUUGCACCGGGACAGUGGCCUUCACAGAGGAGGUGGAACAUGAGGAAGGGGGCUCCAUCUACUCCUCCUUUAGGACGGAGCAGCUGCUAACCCUGUGGGUGCUGUUUAUCAUCACCAUCGUGGGGAACUCUGUAGUGCUGUACUCCACGUGGAGGAAGAAGAGGAAGUCCAGGAUGACCUUCUUCGUGACUCAGCUGGCCAUCACAGACUCUUUCACAGGGCUGGUCAACAUCCUGACAGAUAUUAUUUGGCGGUUCACUGGAGAUUUCAUGGCGCCUGACCUGGUCUGCCGAGUGGUCCGAUACUUGCAGGUUGUGCUGCUCUACGCUUCUACCUAUGUGCUGGUGUCCCUCAGCAUAGACAGAUACCAUGCCAUUGUCCACCCCAUGAAGUUUCUGCAAGGAGAAAAACAAGCCAAGGUCCUCAUUGGGGUUGCCUGGGUCCUCUCCUUCCUGUUCUCCAUCCCUACCCUGAUCAUCUUUGGGAAAAGGACACUGUCCAAUGGAGAAGUGCAGUGCUGGGCCCUGUGGCCAGAUGACUCCUACUGGACUCCAUACAUGACCAUCGUGGCUUUCCUCGUGUACUUCAUUCCUCUGGUGAUCAUCAGUGUCAUCUAUGGCAUUGUGAUCCGAACUAUUUGGAUUAAAAGCAAAGCCCAAGAGAUGGUGAUUUCCAACUGCUCAGAUGGAAAACUCUGCACCAGCUACAGAGGAGGGGUCAUCUCAAAGGCAAAAAUCAAGGCCAUCAAGUAUAGCAUCGUCAUUAUUCUCGCGUUCAUCUGCUGUUGGAGCCCUUACUUCCUCUUUGACAUUUUGGACAACUUCAACCUCCUCCCAGACACUAAGGAGCGUUUCUUCGCCUCUGUGAUCAUUCAGAACCUGCCGGCCUUGAACAGCGCCAUCAACCCCCUCAUCUACUGCGCCUUCAGCGGCUCCCCCUGUGGCCCCUGCAGGGAUCAAAGGUCACAAGAUUCCAGAAUAACAUGCCGAGAGAAAAGCGAGAGGCACGAAAUGAAGAUUCUGUCCAAGCCAGAAUUCCUCUAG